UGAAUGAGUGAAUCCACUGUAAACAACGCCUCACAAAACAUCAUCCAUUUCUUCUAUACCUCUACAAUCUCAUCAUAAUCAAUGGCUGAACUGGUGCUUUCUGCCUUUCUUGGUGUGGUCUUUGAGAAGCUGACCUCUGCAGCUUUGAAAAACAUUGCAAGCUACAAGGGAAUUGAUGCUGAGAUCAAGAAAUGGAAGAGAUCGUUGACCCAGAUCCAAGGUGUGCUUGUUGAUGCUUCUCAGAAGGACAUAACCAGUACACCUGUGAAACGUUGGCUGAAUGAUCUCCAGCAUCUGGCUUAUGACAUAGAUGAUGUCCUCGAUGGUUGGCUGACCGAAGACAUGCAACGUGAGUCAACCCAUGAGUCAGAAGGCAUCACCGGCAAGGUAAGAAAGCUAAUCACCCCAACUUGUUGCACAAGUUUCUCACGGAGUAAUACUAUGCGUGCCCAGUUAGAUGAUAUUUCCACCAAACUACAAGAUCUAGUUAAGGAGAAAACUGACCUUGGUUUGAUUGUGAAAGAGGAUCAAACUAGGCCAAGAAAUAAUAAGAAUAGAAGAUUUCAAACCUCUGUUGUUGAUCCAUCUAGGAUUGUUGGACGCCAAGCUGAGAAAGAGGCAUUGCUCCAACAGUUACUCUUACCGGGGGAUGAACCAUGUGAUCAAAACUAUAGCAUUGUUCCCAUAGUUGGUAUCGGUGGGGUUGGGAAAACUACUCUAGCAAGACUUUUGUAUGGCGACAAACAAGUCAAGGUUCACUUUGAAUUAAAGGCAUGGGUUUGUGUUUCAGAUGAGUUUGAUAGCUUUGCUAUAACCAAAGUCAUCUUUCAAUCUAUGUCAGGCGAGGUAAAAAAGGAAAUUUCAGAUUUUAAUCAGCUUCAAGAAGCUCUUAGAGAUCACCUAACCGGGAAAAGAUUUUUAUUGGUGUUAGAUGAUGUGUGGAGUGAGAGACGUGAUGAUUGGGAGACCCUCGUCAGGCCAUUUUAUACAUGUGCUCGUGGAAGUAAAAUCAUCAUAACAACACGGAAGGACAAAUUACUCAAAAAUUUGGGUUACAAUCCUCUUAACAAGCAGCUGAAGAGCCUGUCAUAUGAUGAUGCUUUGUCCUUGUUUGCUGUUCAUGCAUUAGGCGUAAGAAAUUUUGAUUCACAUUCGUCACUUAAACCUCAUGGGGAAGGCAUUGUGAAAAAAUGUAAUGGGUUGCCUUUGGCAUUGAUCGCACUUGGGACAUCACUGAGGACAAAAGAAGAUGAAGAUUCAUGGAAGGAAGUAUUAGAAAGUCAGAUAUGGAAAUUACCGGUUGAAGAUGAAAUUAUCCCAGCCCUAAGACUAAGCUACCAUGAUCUUUCUGGACCUUUGAAGCAGUUGUUUGCAUACUGCUCCUUGUUUCCCAAGGAUUUUCUGUUUGACAAGGAGGAGCUGGUUAAGUUAUGGAUGGCAGAAGGGUUCUUGCACCAGCCAACUCUAAGUGAUUCAACAGAAGAACACUUGGGUCAUGAAUUCUUUGACGAGUUGUUGUCAAGGUCAUUUUUUCAACAUGCACCAAAUAAUGCAUCAUUGUUUGUGAUGCAUGACCUCAUGAAUGAUUUGGCAAUGUCUGUUUCUAUUGAGUUUUUUUUAAGGUUAGAUAAUGAGAACGAGAAGAAUAUUAGGAAGGAAAUGUUGGAAAAGUACCGACACAUGUCAUUUGUUCGUGAGGAAUAUGUAGCUUACAAGAAGUUCGAGGCAUUCGAAAGAGCCAAAAGUUUGAGGACAUUCUUGGCAACGUGUGUUGGGGAGGUAGAAAGUUGGCGACAUUUCUACUUAUCCAAUAAGAUUCUCACCGACUUGCUUCCUGAGGUACCACUACUAAGGGUUCUAAGUUUGAGUGGCUUUAGAAUAAGUGAGGUACCGGAGUCCAUUGGUACUUUGAGGCACUUGAGAUAUCUUAACCUAUCUCGAGCUCGUAUCACACAUCUACCCGAAAAAGUUUGCAAUCUCUAUAAUCUACAAACAUUGAUCCUAUCUAGUUGUGAUAGAUUAACUAAGCUGCCCAACAACUUCCUAAAGCUUAAAAACCUGAGGCAUCUUGAUGUUAGGGGCACUCCGCUUUUGUUUCAAAUGCUGUCAGAGAUUGGCGAGUUGAAAAGCCUACAAAUUACUUUCUCAAAAAUCAAUAUCGAAAGUGAAAGCGGAAUUGAAAUAGCCAAACUUAAAGACUUUAAGAAUCUAUAUGAAAAAUUUUCCGUUAAAGGUUUGGAAAAAGUGCAAAAUGCAAUAUAUGCACAUGAGGCGAACUUUUCACAAAAGAAGCUUAGUGAGUUAGAGCUUGUUUGGAGUGAUGAGCUACAUGAUUCACGGAAUGAAUUGCUUGAAAAAGCGGUCCUAAAUGAGUUGAUGCCUUGUCAUGAUAAGUUAAUACAACUCAAAAUUAGGUCAUAUGGGGGAUUAGAGUUUCCAAACUGGGUUGCGGAUCCGUCGUUUCUUCAUUUGAAGCAUGUUACAAUAAGUGGUUGUAAGAGAUGUACAUCUCUACCGCCACUUGCGCAGCUACCAUCCCUAAAGGAGUUGUUUAUUAGAGGCUUGUUGGAAGUUGUGGGUUUUGACUUGUUUGGGACUGGUCAUGCAUUUCCUACGCUUGAAAUUCUGAGUUUUGAAGAUAUACGUGGGUGGAAGAAAUGGUCUGGGGUUGUAUUUCCACGUUUACAAACGCUUGAAAUAACUGGUUGUCCUAAUUUGGUUGAAGUCACACUUGAAGCACUGCCUUCAUUGAAUGAUCUAAGCAUAAGUAAAUGUGAUAGUGGUGUGUUGAGAAGUCUGGUUGAAGUAGCAUCAGCAGUCACCAAGUUGUAUAUAAGGGAUAUAUCAGGGCUUAAUGAUGUGGUGUGGGGAGGUGUUAUAGAGUGUCUUGGGGCAGUUGAAGAAUUAAGAAUAGAGUUAUGUAAUGAAAUAAGGUACCUGGUGAAAUCAGAUGCAGAUGCUAGUAAGAAUCUUGUGAAGCUUAGGUCGCUGAAAGAGGAGGAUAAUUGUAGGAGCAACAUCCUAACAUCUCUUAGGAUAUUAAAAGUGUAUGAUUGUAAGAAUAUGGAGCGUUGCAGUUGUCCAGAUGGCAUUGAGGAGUUGACUGUCGUUGAUUGUAGUUCAAUGACAGUUGUGUCCUUUCCAAAAGGAGGACAGGAGAAACUCAGGUCACUUACAAUAUGGAAUUGCAAGAAGCUAUUGGAAAGGGAAUGGGGAGGACAAAAAAUGAACAACAGAAGCAGCAUGCCCAUGCUUGAACAUGUAUCUAUACGUGAUUGGCCAAAUCUGAAAUCAAUAAUUGAGCUGAAUGACUUUGUUCACCUCACUGAAUUGAGAAUAGAAGAUUGUGAAAACCUUGAGUCAUUUCCAGACACUUUAACAUCGUUAAAGAAACUGAAAAUAACAAAUUGUCCCAAAUUGGAUGUUUCCAGUCUUGGUGACAAUUUGAUAUCGUUGGAGAGACUGGUUUUAACAAAUUGUCCCAAAUUGGAUGGUUCCUGUCUUGGUGACAAUUUGACAUCAUUGAAGGAACUGAGCAUAACAGAGUGUCCAAGAAUGGACGCUUCUUUACCUGGUUGGGUUUGGCCUCCCAAAUUGCGUUCUUUAGAAAUAGGGAAGUUGAAGAAGCCCUUCUCCGAGUGGGGUCCACAGACAUUCCCAACCUCACUUGUGGCACUAUGCUUAUACGGUGAUGGUGAAGAUGGAGUGAGUAGUUGUAGUCAGUUUUCUCAUCUUCUUCAUUCAUCUCUUACUUCUCUUACUGUAUGUGGAUUUGAGAAAUUGGAAUCUUUUUCAGUGGGACUCCAACACCUCCAACGUCUCACUUUUUACAAAUGCCCUAAUCUGAAGAAAGUGUCUUCACAUCCCCAACACCUCACCUCCCUCCACCAUCUCUCUUUUCUCAAUUGCCCUAAGAUGAUGUAUCUACCAGAGCUGUUGUUGCCUUCACUCUUGAGUUUACCCAUCUUGUAUGAUUGCCCAGGUCUGAAAGAAAGAUGCAGUAAAAACGGGAUUUACUGGCCCCUCAUCUCCCAUAUCCCCUGUAUCUACAUACAAUGAAGGAGGAGGAGGUCUGAAAGAAAGAUGCAGUAAAAACGGGAGUUACUGGCCCCUCAUCUCCCAUAUACCAUGUAUCCUCAUGCCUGUCCCUCAAUCAAGAAGCUAAUAUGAAGACUCAGUUGUGAUGGGAAGCAUUUUACACUUUCUACUAGAGAUUAUUAUGUUCAAGUCCCAUUUUUGUCGGCAUACCUAUUUGAGAUUUGUGCGUCAUUGAUGGUAGUUGACUAGUUGUGGUGAUUUGACCAUUCUAGUAUUGAAGGAAGAACCUGAUGAAUCAGAUUGAAUUUUGUUGAUAAUGGAUCAGAUUGCAGAUCGUAUUAUGUUGGAAAUGGAUCAGUUUGCAGAUUGUAUUUUGUUGAUAACGGAUCAGAUUGCAGGUUGUAUGUUGUUGGAAAUGGAUCAGAAUUGCAGAUUUUGUUUUAUUGGUAAUGGGUCAAACUGCCUAUUGUAUUGUGUGUGUAUACAUACUACUCUAUUAGUGAUUUGUGCAUCACUAAUGUAAGUUGUGGCGAUUUGUGCGUCACGGAUAUUAGUGAUGGCUUGAGGGAGUAGCCAAGAAAAUGAUGUUACAUUUUU
Molecule: messenger RNA, 4635 nt
Organism: Helianthus annuus (common sunflower)
Lineage: Eukaryota; Viridiplantae; Streptophyta; Magnoliopsida; Asterales; Asteraceae
Product: putative disease resistance RPP13-like protein 1
Exons: 3
Coding region: 82-4059 (1325 amino acids)
Biological process (GO): defense response to other organism
Molecular function (GO): ADP binding
Source: RefSeq, a predicted model, not a curated record